This is a messenger RNA of Aureobasidium melanogenum CBS 110374, 1290 nucleotides long. RefSeq names its product dTDP-glucose 4,6-dehydratase. Gene Ontology annotation, molecular function: dTDP-glucose 4,6-dehydratase activity. The record is from RefSeq and is a predicted model, not a curated record. Gene Ontology annotation, biological process: nucleotide-sugar metabolic process. Bases 1 to 1290 code for a protein of 429 amino acids. NCBI's taxonomy places the organism in Eukaryota, Fungi, Ascomycota, Dothideomycetes, Dothideales, Saccotheciaceae. The transcript has 4 exons.
AUGCCCUGCUCAAUCCCAUCAAAAUCGUUGAAGGACCAUGCCUCCAUAUGGGAAGAUGCCCCCUUUCUUCAAGGGUCGACUCGGUUCGAGCCUCAAGCCGAAAUCAACAACAUCAUGAUAACAGGCGGUGCUGGUUUCAUCGCCUCGUGGGUUGUACGACACCUGACCAAAAUUUAUCAUGGCCACUACAACAUAAUCUCGUUUGACAAGUUGGACUACUGUGCGACACUCAAUAACACUGCACAACUAGACAAGGAGCCAAAUUUCACCUUCUACAAAGGUGACAUUACCAGACACGAUGAUGUUAUGGACUGCUUGCGAAAAUAUGAUAUCGACACAGUGAUGCAUUUUGCCGCUCAGACGCACGUUGACCUAUCUUUCGGCAAUUCCAACGAUUUCACAAACACUAAUGUCGUCGGCACACAUGUCCUUCUUGAGUGUGUGAAGUCACACGGAGUCCAGAAAUUUAUCCAUGUGUCCACCGACGAAGUGUACGGCGAGGUAAAGGACGACGGCAAAGAUCUUCUGGAAGAUGCUCUCCUUCUGCCGACGAACCCUUAUGCAGCAUCGAAGGCAGCGGCAGAGAUGUAUGUGGAAGCCUAUCGUAAGAGUUUCCAGAUCCCCGCUAUUGUUGUGCGUAGCAACAAUGUUUACGGGCCACAUCAAUUUCCUGAAAAGGUCAUCCCCAAGUUCUCCAUGCUCCUACAGCGCAACCAGAAAUUGUCACUCCACGGCGACGGGACACACACCAGAAGAUAUCUCUACGCCGGAGAUGCGGCUGAUGCAUUUGACACGAUCCUCCACAAAGGUCGAAUCGGUCAUAUUUACAACGUUGGCUCUUCGGAUGAGAUUUCCAACUUUACCCUCUGCUCUAUGCUGUUAGGGGAGUUUGGAUUGUCCAACGAAAGCAAAGAUGAAGUCUACAAGCAUGUGGUACACUGCGAAGAUCGUCCGUUCAAUGACCAUCGUUACGCUGUAGAUGGCUCGAAGCUCAAGCAGUUAGGAUGGCAGCAGAAGACGCCAUUCAAGGAAGGUCUUCGUACCACAGUCGACUGGUACAGAAAAUAUGGUGGAACCUGGUGGGGCGACAUCUCCGACCGACUGACUCCCUUCCCUACAAUUCCACCAGAAGAGCAGACUGAUCGAGCAAGAGACACAGAACUGGCAAGCUCUCCCAUGAGGCACAAGAAGAAUGGCAAGCGUGAGCUUGACGAGGUCGAUGGAUCACCAGACGUGAAAAGACGCAAAGAAAACAUGGAUUCAGUUCUUGGUGCAGUCAAGGGCGCAUAA